Messenger RNA from Sphaeroforma arctica JP610, 285 nucleotides. RefSeq lists its product as hypothetical. The coding region runs from base 1 to 285 and encodes 94 amino acids. NCBI's taxonomy places the organism in Eukaryota, Ichthyosporea, Ichthyophonida. Gene Ontology annotation, biological process: DNA integration; DNA recombination. Gene Ontology annotation, molecular function: DNA binding. The record is from RefSeq and is a predicted model, not a curated record. The transcript has a single exon.
AUGCAGGCCGGCCACAGUUCGCGCCCAGAAGCUCCCCGCGACAUACAGGCAAUCUGCCCGUAUCACCACUUACUAUUGUGGCUCUCCCUCACAACCAAGGAACAAGCUGACAGUCACCUCUUCUCCUUGAAUAGCGUAGCGGUUACGAAGGCCGAGUGGUCGCGAAAAUUGAAAUAUCUGGUCAAGGCAGCAGGUUUGGACCCCAAACUGUACUCUGGGCAUUCCCUGCGCAUCGGAGGUCUGUCCGCCUUGAAGGAGUCUGGUUUAUCGAACAGCGAGGUAUAG